AUGGCAUUCUUUUUCAGGACCAUUGACAACAGAAUCAAAUUAUCAUCAUUGCUGUCUAUCCCCAAAGUCACCGAUGUUCACACUAUGAACAAGAUCACGUCUGAUGAGCUUAAUCGUCUAGUCACUCACGAGGGUCCACCAGAGGCCUCACGACCACUAGGACACCUACUUUCUGAAAUAUUCCAGCCUUUCACAGAACCUCUUCCCAAUAAAUUCAGCGAGACAUCACCAGAUACCCUAGUGCCACUGUACAACACUGAAGUGAAGACUUGGAAUUGGGCUCUCCCAGUUGACUCACCUGGAAAUGAUGAUAGUAGCCUUCCGAGUCAGGUCGAGUCAGAGAGCAAUAGUACACAGGAAGCAACCCAUGAAGAAAUUGUUGCAGCAUUUCUCAAUGCUCUGGCUGGCUGCUUGGCGGCGUCACAGCCCAAACAAGUAGCCAUGCGCUUUGCAACUAGUUCAUGGAGUGCGGCCAAUGCACAUGAGGCAUUGCCCGGCAGUGACAUCAAGUGCAAGCCAGAUAUUGUUCUAUCUGACGACAUUUUAGCAAAGUGGGGAAAUAUCAGAGUCUCAGCUGAACUCACACACAGUCACUACCGGCCUGCGAUGCGACUUGGGAAGGCUGCAGAUACCCAUGCCUAUCUUAUGAUGAGUGAGCAGCCCUGGAGGCGCUUUGCUCUCAUAUUAUCAUUCACAGAUGAAUAUCGCCACCUUAGAGUCUUGAUGUAUGAUCACUCUGGUGGUGCUGUGUCCCCUCACUUCAAUAUCUACACACAACCUGACAUAUUCUCACAUAUCAUCGCUGCUAUUACUUUUGGGAGUCUGGAGUGUGUCGGCUAUGAUCCCACUGUUUCCUUCUCAAGGAUUGUUUCACCACCUCGAUCCAAAGAUAUCUGCAUCUAUCAUCCCAUCAAAAAUGCUUCUGCCCGACGUAGUACGACAGAUUAUGCUAUUGCUGCAUCCACCUCCAAUUCUCUUCCAUUUCCCGAGGAUCCCGAUGGAGUGUUGUCUAGUGAUGCUCUUAAAUCGGCAGUCUCUGAUAACUAUGAGUCUUCUAAUGACUCUACUCAUGAUGCAAUGCCGAGCGGCUCUCCCACACAUGACUCGAUGGACGAGGAGUACUUCCCUCCCCCCUCGCCCCCAGUGCACCCCACUGCAACCCACAGUGCUCCCCUUCUUAGCCUUGCAUCCCAAGCACCCCAGGCUGAGAUGACCGAGAGCAUCUAUUCUGUUACCCCUCUCCCUUCCCAAUUCCCCUAUUCUACUCAAUCACCUGAACCCUGCGGCAAGAUCUGCGUAGGGCAGACAAUCUACACCAUAAAGAGAAUUCUUUUUGGGAGCCGGGGCCUCGUUGGUCAUGGCACCGUUUGCUACUUGGUCACCUUAGACGAUGAAGACUAUAUCAUCAAAGACCAUUGGGUUGUGGGUAAGGACGAUCAGGUAGUCCUGAACGAGAUCAAGAUGCUGGAGUUGAUGGAUGGUGUCCCUGGUGUUCCAAAGCUGGUGGAUUAUUGGGUCGUUGAACGGUCAGAUGAUGACGUUAACGCUAGUGAAGGCUUUCUUAUUGACUGGGAGUUUGCGGUUUGCAUCGCUGCAGAUCACAAAUAUCCCAUUGGUGGUACAGGCACUGUCCCUUUCAUGUCACACACACUUCUUAACCAACUCUCAGUCAUCCAGCAGGAAGCCAACUUGGAAUCUCAGAAGAAAAAAGCGACUCGGGGACGCAAAUCAGUCGAAAAACCGAAAACCCCGAAGUCGUCCUCCGAUUCUAAGGUGCUACCUAUAACAUACGUCAUUCAAGAUGGAAAGCGUCUUCUGGACGAAUUUCACCCAUACUUCAACACCCUGAUCCCCCUCGCAAUAGAGUGGCGUAGAGUUCUGGUGGACAACAUGAUCCACCCUGUCACCUUCGACACCAUUCUUGGUGUACUCAACUCUCAUCUCGACAAGCUUCCUGACGACGAGGAGCUCGUAUCUACUGUAAACAUGCUCAGGAAUGAUGCUGUCAUUCUCACACAUCGUGUCAAGGGCAAACAGAUUGCUUCAGAGUCUUUAUCUGUGGUAGCCACAACACCCAAGCGGCAAAAGUCUCAUCAUGGUGAUACCGAGUCCGACUCCUCACCAUCAGGCAAGUCGCCUUCUCCUGCAUUCUUUCUUGCAGUCAUGCCUCCUCGUACCAUCACCAGUCCCAAGAAGAAAAGGUCCAAGUGCAAAGUAUCUGAUGCUUCAAAGGCUGGCUUGCCCAAGAAGACACGGGCUGCAGACGUUGCUGAAGUACCCGGUGCGGUACCUCUUGUAUCCCUUGGCCUCACUGCAGCAGAAGUGACAGACAAUGCACCCCAGCGUUCUGGCCGCCCUAACACGGGAACUGGAGGUAGGAACGCACAGCUGGAGAAGAUUGGAUCAGUACUACAAUCUAAGCCUCAAACCUAUGGACGUAAGGGCAUGACGUCUCUUGGCCCUGACAUUCCAGUCAAUCCUCAAGCCCCAGAACCGCAUCGUAAAGGUCGAAAUAAGUCUUCAAAGGCGGUUCCUCCACCAUAUAGCUCACAUGAUCUAGAUACCUGUCCAGAUGUCCCAGCCAUGGAUAUCGUUCACACAGGGCCCAGCUUUACAUCGCAGCAACCUGGUGGAAGGUUCAGAUUUGCUCCAAGCACUAUGGAGAUUGCUCAUUCUGACACUACUGAGCUCAAUCUUCAUGCAUCGAACGACCCAUAUGUCGCCAUUAGGACAAAGGUCGUUGAGCAGCGCGCUCCUGACGCUAUCGCUGAGCAGAGAGCUAGAGAUUCAAUUGCUGAGCAGCGAGCUAGGGACACAAUCGCGGAGCAGCGAGCUAGGAACGCAAUCGCAGAGCAGCGAGCUAGGGACACAAUCGCAGAACAGCGAGCCAGGGAUGCUAUCACUAAAUGGCACACCCAGAAUGUUGUCCCUGAAAAUCCAGUAUUGCUAAGGUCCGUGUUUUUGGAGCAGAACUUGGAUCCAGCCCUACAUCAGGAGGAUGACGUUGUUAGGGCUCAGUAUCGUUUGAGGCUGCUAGGAUCCGAGGAGCACAGUGACUCCAAAGGCAGUAGCAGCAGUGAUGAUAGUGACGACAGCGACGAUGAAGAUGCCAAUGAAGAGGAUGAUGGAAAGGAUGAAGAGGAGGGGGAUAACAACGACACGGUCAAGAGCUCGCAGGAUUUUGGUUGGGGGGAGGUUGGCCGACACCAGAAAGAACAUCCAGGAUUUUUAGAAGAUGCACCACCUUCACAACCUGCAGUUGCUCGCGCUCUCACACCUGAAUUUGAAUUCCAGUACUUGCACGAUGAAAAUGAUGUGAUUGCCCAAACGAGCCUUGAUAAAACUUCACAGAACAAAAGCUCUAAGGACCCUCCAGACAGCUCACCAGGACUGCAAAGGCAACAGUCCCAACAUAUUGAGACCAUUACCUCAAAGCCCGACGAUGUAUUGCAGUGCCAUCAUAAGAAAAAUGGAAAGCCCCGCCUUCCUGACCCUGAAUCCCUCAAACUAUUGGAUCAAGUGACCGAGUCUAGUGUCCAGCCGUCAAAAAACAAAAAGUCCAGGUCAUCGCAUGGUGGGCCAACGCCUGAUCAAUUAUCUUGGUACGGGCCGCGCUGGAAAAGUUUUCUGGAGGAUGCCAAAGCAGAAUGUUGUGUGCAACACACCCUGGAGAACCCGUUUCCAACUUUGGUGAAGAAUCUACCAGGAACAAUCACUGAAGUUCUCAUUGCAGUGUUGGUCGUGUGGGAUACAAACGGCAAACAAUUUGAAGCUGGCAAGUACUCAUUCGUUCUUAUUCGUUCUCAAACUCAUCUGUCAUAUUGUGAUGCAGGGGUUUGGCCAGAACAAAAAUUCAAUAUGACUCAGUUGUCCGAGUGGACUGAGAUUCGGCGAGACAGACGUGGUUCUUCUCUCGAGUGA
Molecule: messenger RNA, 3921 nt
Organism: Suillus discolor
Lineage: Eukaryota; Fungi; Basidiomycota; Agaricomycetes; Boletales; Suillaceae
Exons: 12
Coding region: 1-3921 (1306 amino acids)
Source: RefSeq, a predicted model, not a curated record